Molecule: messenger RNA, 2316 nt
Organism: Glycine soja
Lineage: Eukaryota; Viridiplantae; Streptophyta; Magnoliopsida; Fabales; Fabaceae
Product: calcium uptake protein, mitochondrial-like
Exons: 7
Coding region: 119-1582 (487 amino acids)
Biological process (GO): mitochondrial calcium ion homeostasis; calcium import into the mitochondrion
Cellular component (GO): uniplex complex
Molecular function (GO): calcium ion binding
Source: RefSeq, a predicted model, not a curated record
CAUUUGGCUUCUCCAGUUCCGCACCUGGUUUUGCUGUUCCCCUCAUUUCUUUAAUUACUACUUCCCCGUUCGAGUUCACCCACUCACCCAAACACGCCACUUUCCAGUUAUCAUCAUCAUGCUUUCGUUUUCCACUCUCAGAAGAUCCUCACCCUUCCUCGCCCGACGCUUCUCAACCCAACGGUCCCAGAUCCGCCACGCGUCAACCUCCUCCUCCUCCUCCUCCUCACUCCACAACACCGCGAACCCGGUUCGAACCUGGUUCGGUCGAAACGCACUCUCGACCGUCCUCGCCGGCGCGAGCGUAUCAGGGCUUCUUCUCUACGGCUACUCUUCUUCGCACAAUUCCGAGUUCGACUCGUCUCUGCUGAAGAGCUCAAUUUCUUCUCUCGUUGACCGGUCAACGCCGAUUUCCGAGGACCAAGAACGGCGUCGUUCGUUCCUUUCGAAAAUUUCGCUCCCUGAAUGUUCCGGUGCCUUGCUAUUUGGAGAUUCGUUCAGGAGAAAGGUUUUCUUCAACUAUGAGAAGCGCAUACGGUUGCGAAGCCCUCCGGAAAAGGUUUUUGAGUACUUUGCAUCUGAUCGUAGUUCAGAAGGAGAAGUUUUGAUGAAACCAGCAGACCUAAUGCGAGCAGUGGUUCCUGUUUUCCCUCCUUCUGAAUCCCACCUUGUUAGAGAUGGAUACUUGGAAGGUGAAAGGAGGCCGGGCCAUUUAUGCUGCCCUUCUUCAGAAUUUUUUAUGCUUUUUGAUGUAAACAAUGAUGGGCUGAUAUCUUUUAAAGAGUAUAUCUUUUUUGUAACACUACUCAGCAUCCCAGAAUCAAGCUUUUCAGUGACAUUUAAAAUGUUUGAUGUCAACAAUAAUGGGGAGAUAAAUAAGGAAGAAUUCAAGAAAGUGAUGGCAUUGAUGCGAUCUCGUCAUCGACAGGGUGUUCACCACAGGGAUGGACUGCGAACUGGCCUAAAGGCGAGUGAUUCUGUGGAAGAUGGAGGGCUGGUGGAAUACUUUUUUGAUAAAGAUGGAAAUGGAUGCCUCCAACAUGAUAAAUUUGUAAAUUUUUUGAGAGGCUUGCAUGAUGAGAUUCUGAGGCUGGAGUUUGCUCAUUAUGACUACCAAUCUUGCCAAACCAUAUCAGCCAAGGACUUUGCGCUCUCCAUGGUUGCUUCUGCCGACAUGAGUCAUCUAGGCAGGUUGCUUGAAAGGGUUGAUGGACUGAAUGAUGAUCCACGCCUUAAGGAUGCACGAAUCACAUUUGAGGACUUCAAAAACUUUGCAGAGCUACGGAAAAAGUUACUGCCAUUUUCAUUGGCCCUUUUCAGUUUUGGAGAAGUAAAUGGCCUGUUGACAAGAGAUGAUUUUCAGAGAGCAGCAUCACAUGUAUGUGGCAUAUCUCUCUCGGACACUGUGGUUGAAAUUGUUUUCCAUUUGUUUGAUGCAAAUCGGGAUGGAAACCUAAGUUUUGACGAGUUUGUCAGAGUGCUACACAAGCGCGAAAGGGACAUUGCACAACCCGUGGAGACAGGAAUACGGGGUUGGUUGUCUUGCGGUUGGAACUGUACGCAUAACUUCUCAUCUUCAUGAUUGUUUUCCUGAUAUAGAAGAUUUAAUGCCACAAACAUUUCAAGAACAGACAUAACAGAAUGGAUUGGAACCCUUGAUGGGAAGAGAAAAACGAAAGAAAAACAAAGGAAGAGAUGGGUAGUGAUGGUUGGUCUGGGACUGGAGAAGUUUCCCGUAAAAUACAUUUGUGGGUCAAACACAGGUCUUCCUUAUAUCACCUCACUUUGCAGUACCCUUAAAGAAAAGAUGGGCACAUAAAUAAUCUACUUCGUAAUAGCUUAGAAAUCAAACAAGUAUGUGUGUUUGGGAACCCGUUUGCAUACUUGCAAUGCAAACGGAAAUACCCACUUUCCCAUGCACAAAAAUGAGAAGUAACAAUCGCCGACGUCUGAGGUUUGCCAACUGCAAACCAAACACACUCAUAUAUUGUAAAGUCAAUAUGUACCACUGAGGUGGUCACCUGUUUUUCCCCCUUUGUGCUUUUGAUUUUGGGUUGAAUGGUGAUACCCAACACCUGGAACUAUUUUGCCAUGAAUGGUGAUACUAUUUAUGAAUGCUUUGCGGUUUAUGUUGAUGUAAUGUAGUACAUAGGUAUGGGCAUGCAGCUAUAACAAAUACUCUAGCUCUUUAUUAGUGCACAAUUCAGAGAGAGUACACUGUACAGUGAGAUUGUUAGCCUUGAGGAGAAAAGCGGGGGAGUAAAUUACAAGGCAUCAUCGAAUAUAUUACAAAAUCUUUGUAUUCCCUUCGAUCCA